This is a messenger RNA of Rotaria sp. Silwood1, 777 nucleotides long. The record is from the annotation of a GenBank genome assembly. NCBI's taxonomy places the organism in Eukaryota, Metazoa, Rotifera, Eurotatoria, Philodinida, Philodinidae.
AUGAAUCGGUUUACAGAUUUUCAACCUGAAAACAAAGAUCUACAACCUAUUGCUGGUUACUGGGCUUAUGCACUCGUGUCACUUGAAGAGGCCUUAAAGGAUGUCUUGCCUCAAAUCAACGAACUAAAACGCUCUAUCAAAGAAGCCAAGAAACAUUGCAAGCAGCCGUCACCGGAUAAUCUCACGCGGGAUGAAUCAGCGGCUGUGCUUUUAUACACGAUGGAAGCUGGUGAUCACAGUUUCUAUCGUGUUUUAAAUCAAGUAUUAAGAAAAGAAAAUCGAAAAGAAGCAAUACCAUGGUUUAGCUAUUUGAAAUUGUUUGAUACGGCGCUCAAAAAAUUACCAAAACGGAAAGGCAACAUUUGGCGAGCUGUACCUGGAAAUGUAGCCAGUGAAUAUAAACCAAAUCAAGUAUUAAUUUGGUGGACUAUUAGUUCAUGUUCAACAUCGGCUGACGUUGUCAAAGCUUUUCUCAAGCCCAAUCAAGAGGCAACACUCUUCAUGAUAGAAGCUAUAAACGGAAGAGAUCUGGGUGGUUACACAAUGUUUCCCAAUGAAAAUGAAGUUAUUUUGGGAGUUGGAACUGAAUUACGAGUCAAAAAUGUUGGUUUUGCUCAUAAUAAUUUGCAUUUAGUAGUUUUGGAAGAAAUUGUUGACGACGAUGAUGAUGAUCGUGAUGAUGAUCAAACAGGAUUAGCAGCAGCGAUGGCAAAAUCAUAUGUAACACCAAAACUAUCCACACCUGUCAAGAAAAUAACACUUAGUAAGUCAAAAUAG